Messenger RNA from Solea senegalensis (Senegalese sole), 7114 nucleotides. RefSeq names its product SRC kinase signaling inhibitor 1 (gene srcin1a). Lineage: Eukaryota; Metazoa; Chordata; Actinopteri; Pleuronectiformes; Soleidae. The transcript is spliced from 23 exons. Gene Ontology annotation, biological process: regulation of dendritic spine morphogenesis. The coding region runs from base 1032 to 5726 and encodes 1564 amino acids. Gene Ontology annotation, cellular component: actin cytoskeleton; postsynaptic density; cytoplasm. The record is from RefSeq and is a predicted model, not a curated record.
UGUGUGUGUGUGUGCGCAUUUGUUAUCUCUUCAGGGCCUUUUUUUGGGCAUAAACACUGACCUUGCCAGGACCUGUCGUCCUCAUGGAGACCAAAACCUUGUCCCAAUGAGGCAGAACCUCUUUUGUCCAAGGCUCUGGUUAAGUUCAGAGCUAAGAUUUGACACUGUAGUUAGGUUCAUGUCAGGGGUAAGGCAUUAACUGGUAAAUGGAAAGUUAAGGGUAAGGCUAACCCAGAUUACUGGAAGUAAGAAUGAUAAUCCUUAAAAGAAUAGCUGCGUGUGUGUGAGAUGAUCAGAUAGAGAUGAAGCAGUGAGGAAAGAGCCAGCUGUGUAUAAAAUAAUGAUUUGAUUUGAGUGAAUGGGGGAUGGUACUGUGUAAAUGGAUGAUUGGGUGGGUCAAUUCCUUCCUAAGAUGCUCUGUGUUCCCUGCAGGCCUUUCUCUCUCUCUUUUAUCAAUCCCUUUAUCUUUCUUUUCAUCUUCCUCCUGUCCUCCCUGUCACCCUCUUUCCAGCCUGAAAAUGCAAUACAUAUACAAGUGAACUGAAGGUUUCUGCUUCCUGGUGAGAAGCAGGUGUGGUUUAUGUUUGAGUUUGAGUUUGAGAGUACAGUAUUUAAUUCUGCAUGCAGUAUUCUGAGAUUCAAGGAGAGAGAGUGCAAAAUUUUAAAAGGCAGAUCAUAAGGAAGGAGUAGAAGAGGGCACGGUGGUUAACGUAACAAGGAAUAAGCUGGGGAAAUAUAUUCUUCAUGCAGGUUCAAACACUUGUGGGAUUUAAAUGUUUCUUUGACAGUUAAUAGAAGGAAAGUGGUCGGUCUCACGAUGCAGAGGAAUAAAGGGGAGAAAAGGGAUAUACAAGAGAAACCGGCUCAGGGAAUUCAUCCACCUUGUUCUCCCUCCUUUUUUCCCUCUUCCUCCUCCUUCCUCACCUUCAGCUCUCGUGUCACCCAGGGACAGACUGCUAGAUAUAGUGGGGGAGAAGGGGAGGAAGCGAGACAUGAGACAAAGUGAGAGGACGUGAAAGACAGGCGCAAGAAUGAAGGGAAGUUUGAAACAGCCGAGGACAAAAAAGGGGUUGGCUCGUAGAUGGACAGCCAACGCUGGGGCCUGUUAUCCUAAGCAAGAUCCCGAGCGCGGUGGCAGUCACAUGAUCUCCACAGAUGACUUGGAGUAUCCACGAGAGUACCGGACGCUGGACAACAGGGGCCGCCGCUUCUCCAAUGUGGGCCUCGUGCACACGUCGGAGCACCGGCACACGGUCAGUGCUGCCCAGAGCCUGGAGGCCCUGACCAACCUGCACAAGGCGGACAUGGAGCGCAAGCGGGACGCGUUCAUGGACCACCUGAAGAGCAAGUACCAACAGCAGCAGCAGCAACAGCAGCAGCAGCAGCAGCAGCUGCAGCAUCCGCACCACAGCCCGCACCACAACCCGCCGUCGCCCUCGCCUUCCCACGCCAGCAUGAGAGGCAGUCAGUCAGAGCGGGCGGCACGUGAGCAGCAACAGCCCAACUACUGGAGCUUUAAGAGCCGCAGCCCACGGCACUCCCAGUCUACCCAGUCUGGGCUUGCCGACCAGGCCGCCAAGCUCUCCUUUGCCUCUGCCGAAUCCUUGGAGACCAUGUCAGAAGCCGACCUCCCCCUGGGCUUCAACCGGAUGAAUCGUUUCCGCCAGAGCCUGCCGCUGUCCCGCUCCGCCAGCCAGAAUAAGCUGCGCUCUCCAGAUGAAUAUCCAGGCGUGCUGUUCCUGCAGUAUGGCGACGAGACGCGCCGCGUGCACAUCACCCACGAGCUGAGCAGCAUGGACACGCUGCACGCGCUCAUCGUCCACAUGUUCCCGCAGAAGUUGACAGCGGGCAUGCUCAAGUCCCCGAACACGGCCAUCUUGAUCAAGGAUGAGGCACGCAACGUUUUCUACGAGCUCGAGGACGUCCGGGACAUCCAGGACCGUAGCAUCAUCAAGAUUUACCGCAAAGAGCCCAUCUACGCUUCCUACCCUGCUGCUGCACACCUGGCCAACGGAGACCUGAGGAGGGAGAUGGUCUACUCCUCUCGCGACUCUUCCCCGACUCGCCGCCUCAACACCCUCCCCUCCUCGUCGGCCUCGGCCUCCUCUGGCUCUCCGUCCCGCUCACGCCUCUCCUACAGCGGGGGACGCCCUCCGUCCUUUGCCGGCUCCCAUCCUCAGCACGAACAGCCCCGACACUCGCACCAUCCCUCAGCCAAUCACAGCGCUAACGCGAGCCUGUCGCCCUCACCCAGCGCCAUCCUGGAGCGCCGUGACGUCAAGCCCGAUGAAGAGGUUUCUGCGAAAAACAUGGCAUUGAUGAAGAAUGAAGGGCUGUACGCAGAUCCCUACAGCUUGGUGCACGAGGGUCGCCUCAGCAUCGCUUCCACCCAGUCUUUAGCUGCCAUCGGAGACCCCUUCAGCUUCCCCGUCUCCAGUGGCCUGUACCGCCGCGGCUCGGUUCGAUCCCUCAGCACCUACUCAGCUGCUGCACUUCAGGGAGACCUGGACGACUCUCUGUACAAACCGGGAGGUUCGCUCUACUCUGACACGUAUUCCUCAGCCACCCUGGGAAUGGGUUUCCGCAUGCCGCCCUCGUCGCCACAGAAAAUCCCCGACAUGCAGCUGAGGGACAGGGACUAUUCCAGCUCUCCCAGCAGAGCGUCGCCUCUGAGGCAGACGUUUCGCAAGGACUCGACCUCUUCCUCUGUGUUUGUGGAGAGCCCAAAGUCAAGGCCCAGCUCCGGUUCAGAGCCUCUGUGUCUGACUGCCGGCCCUGGGGAGGGUGGCAGGGCCACGCCUGGUUUUGGUUCUUCAUUGACUGGUCAAGACCCUGACAGUAGCAGGGAUCAUCGGCUGGAGCGGAUGGAGGCCAUGGAGAAGCAGAUAGCGAGCCUGACCGGCCUGGUCCAGAGUGUGUUGACCAGAGCACCGGACAGCGACAGCACAUGCGGCCUGCUGCGUCUCUGCAUGAUGGCGGGCUGCCCUCCGGACCAGGGGAGCGAGUUUUCACGGCCAUUACCUUUCUCUUCCAGCGAGAAGACCGAAACCAACAGUGACGGCUCCGCCACUGGAACUGGACGGCUGAAGCGCAAAGCUCACACACCAUCAGCACCUCUAGCUCUGAUGCCGCCGCCGCCUUCUAACAGCAUCAGCCGCUUGCAGAUGCACCUCCACCUGCAGGGCCUGCAGCAGAAUGCCACCGACCUGCGCAAACAGCUCGCCCAGCUGCGUAAGACACAGAUGGAGAACCAGGAUUCGGUGAAAACUCUGCUGAAGCGGACGGAGGCGGAGCUGAACGUGCGCGUGGCAGACGCCCUGAGGAAGCAGGAGGAUCCUCUGCAGAGACAGCGCCUCCUCGUGGAGGAGGAGAGGCUCAAGUACCUCAACGAGGAGGAGCUCAUCAUCCAGCAGCUCCACGAUCUGGAGAAGUCAGUGGAGGAGAUCCAGAAGGAGUCAUCCGUCAACCACAAGCUCGUGUCGGUGCAGGAGUUGGAGGAGAAGGCCAGUGUUCUGAGAAAAGUGGGAGAAACACUCACGGAGCUGAAAAAUCAGUUCCCCGGCCUGCAGAGCAAGAUGCGGGUGGUGCUCAGGGUAGAAGUGGAGGCCGUCAAGUUCCUGAAAGAAGAGCCGCACAGACUCGACGCCCUGUUAAAACGCUGCAAGACUAUAACUGACACCCUCGCCACCAUGCGCAAACAAGCGAAUGAGGGGGUUUGGAAGAAGCAGGAGGACUUUUCCAGUCCUUCACUGAAGCACAACAACGACGACUUGCGAAAGUUGUCAGACUUUGACAUUCCCACUAGCUCACCUAUCACCAUCAAUGACCUCGGAGGAGGCAACAGUCUCUCUAACUGGAGCCCCCACUCCAGCAUUAGCCGGGGUCACGGGAACCCAUCUGGCCCUCACAAGGACAAUUAUCCACCUGUUCCCCACAAGGGCAAAGCCCUGGAAGAGCUGGAGCGUCGUGCUGCUGCAGACAAAGCUUUGUCCGUGGAGGUCCGACUGGCGGCCGAGCGGGACUGGGAGGAGAAGCGGGCCAGUCUGACCCAGUACAGCGCUCAGGACAUCAACCGGCUGCUGGAGGAGACCCAGGCCGAGCUGAUGAAGGCAAUUCCGGACCUGGACUUUGCUGCCAAGCAGAUUAAGCCCGCCUCCAACACAACAGCUUCCUCUCAGAAUCCGCAGAGUGGGACAGCGACCCCAGAGCACCGCGUCAGCAAGCCCCAGCACAAGCUCACCGGGAAAGAUGGGGGAUCCAGGCGUGGCUCUGAUGAGCUUACAGUGCCUCGAUAUCGCACAGAAAAGCCCUCCAAGUCUCCUCCUCCACCUCCACCUCGACGUAGCUUCCCAUCUUCCCCGGGCAUAACCUCCCGCAGUGGAGAGCCUCUCAUUCCUGGUAAAAGUAUAAAGAAGUCUGAAUCUGAGGAGGCUGAAAUACAGAAGCCUCAUGUAAAGCUGCGGAGGGCCGUGUCUGAAAACCCUCGUCCUGCAUCGACACCUCCUACAUUGGCCUCUGGGGACAAGGAGGAAGGAGAGGAGGAUAAAAUCGCUGCUGAAUUGGAGCUGUUUGAGCGAGCCCCACACAGGUUCACCUUACCCUCAUCCAAUUCCCUGCCUGUUAGCCCUUUCAGCGGGGAAAGUGAAUCCCCCUACAGACUGGACCUGAGGUCUUCUCAGACCCUAGGCACUCAGGGAAGUGGCUUGUCUCCUGUCCCCCACAUCGUGUUGACACAGUGUUCCCCGGUUUCGCACACUUCUGCAGAGGAGCCUGUCAGAGAUUUAGGAAAUGCCUCCACGGAGGAGACUCCAUCGCAAGAUCCUACGGAGGCUCAAUUCACAAAGGGAAGAGUUCCAUGUGGAAGCUCUCCUCAGCGGGAGAAGCAGGACGUGGAGCUAAAGCAGGAGCUUGCUCUGCUGCUGACUGAGAUGGAGAUGAGGGUGGUGUCUUCUCUUGAGGCCCAGGACCUCAGCAAGACUCUAGGAGAAGUUAUAAAGACUCUGACCAUCUUACCACAGACAAAAGAAGUCUCUGAGGCUCAGCUGGGAGACAGACCACUCCUUGUGCUCUUCAGGGAGGAAAAAACUGUCAGGGAGGCUUAUACGCUGUUGAAUUCCCUUCUGGAUUCUUCGAAGCCGGUGCCCAAACCCAGAAUAAAAUCCUCCCUUUGCUCGGGGAGGCAGAAGUCUCUGGUGGAGGCUCUGAGGAGAGGAAUAGAGACAGGGGAGAGGACGCUGAGGCUCCAGCACAACACUGUUACAAAGAAGAAACCUCCUGCGGCAGAGCAGGGUUUAGAAAACACUCCACAGUGCAGAGGCUCUGUGGACUGGCAUGCCAGUCGGAGAACAGCAGACGUGCGCCGCAGCACCUACAAGAGGCUGGACAGCCUGGAGGAGACCAUUCGAGAGCUGGAGAACACCUUGAUAGAGAUCAGCGGCCAUCCGAGUGCGGAGCAGCUCUACGCUGACACAGCCGUCAGAAUGGCUCCGGCGCAGAUGACUGGAAGUCCGUACCCAAAGACCAUGAAGCCUCUGGUUCCACCCAAGCCGUCAUCAGCGAGCGCAGCAUCAGUCCAGAGAGGAAAUAGUCCCGCCGUUACUAAGGUUCUCCACUCCUCGGCUACCUCCAAGCUGAAGCACCUGCAGCAGAACAGCACGGACAAGACUAAAGGUGGCAAGAGAGAGGAGUUCCUGAAGAUGCAGGGCCAGCAGCAGCAGCAGCAGUGAGCGACCUCUGCGUGUCCAGCCUUUUCAGCUCCCGUCUUUCUUUUUUUUUUUGUGUCUCCUUGACGACAGAGCGACACAUAACCUAUGUGCCCCUUUUUUCUUUAUCAACUGCCUUCACAUCUGAUUGUUUUCUCUACACUGAAUCCUGUUCUGUGUGCAUUCAUGGGUGUGUGUGUGUGAGUGUGUAUGUGUGUGCAAGCAUGCUUGCAUGGGCAUGUUUGACCAUAACAGUAAGGGAAGGUGCUGCAGGUGACAGUGCUCAGCAACGACCAUUUUUAAGACUUUAAUUUUCCACAAAUUCCCCCUUUGGCCCAUGAAAAAUCCUCUCUUUCCACCCCUGCCUUCCCCACUUCUCCUGUCUCCUGUGUCCCUGCUCUACCUGAAGGCCUUGGGGAUCAACAGGAGCAGCAGCAGCAGUAUUGAGCCACACCUCUCUGGCAUCAAAACGGGCGUUUUCCCCAACCGAGUGCCCUCUUCAUCUGCAGUGUUCGCCCCUGGAUUGAGGAAGUACCCCCAGGAGGGGGCGCUACCAUCGCUGACGGCCUCUUCCAGUCAAGCAAAGGCGCUGCUGGCGAGUCUGUGUGCCUCCGGCCUGACUGCAGAGGCCCUGCUCCUCUCCUCCACCCUCCGUCAGCACCGGCUCCUGCGUGAGCGCCGAGCCUCCUCCCUGCCUCCGUCCGGCAGCCGGUCCUCCUCCCCUACUCCUGCUGCUACCCCCUCCUCCUCCUCUUCAUCAUCUUCCUCACCCACCACCCCUACUGCUUCCUUGUCUCCCUCCUCUCCUUCCUCGUCGAGUCCUCUCACCUUCUCCUCUGAGAAUCACAAGCUCAGCAGCCGAAGCUUUGACAGCCGGCAUGUUACCCCUGGCAACUCCCUGUGAUGAAGAAGAGGAAGAGAAGGAGGAGGAGGAGGACACACCUUUUUUUUUUAAAGAUGCCUCUUGGCCUUUUCUUUUGUGUUUUUCAGGCCUCAUGAGUCACCGUGUAUUUACGAAAAAGAACUACCAUACUGUAAAUGGAGUUGCAAUCUUCUUCUUCUUGGACAUGUUUCGGACUCUGAUCUGGUUCCACAGUUUCUCUAAAGUUCUCAUACACAGUCAUACUGCCAGUUCCAAAGCUAGAGAGCGCACAAACGGGGGCUCCCUCCCACCAGCUGGAGGAUUUCUGGAUCUCAUAUAAUACCCUCACUCACGUGGGUCGUUAGCAGAGUAGAAAUAUACAAUAUAAUUAUCUUGACUGUGACUUUUAUCAUAGAAAAUAGGAUGCAAUAAUCACAAAGUGAGUCCUGUAGUCGUGUGUGUUCUGGAUAAUAAUCUACUCUCGCUCACCUGCGUCACAGCAGAACGUGAGUCUGCUCAGAGAGACUAAAAAAAGAAAAAAAAAAAUCAA